Molecule: messenger RNA, 1554 nt
Organism: Talpa occidentalis (Iberian mole)
Lineage: Eukaryota; Metazoa; Chordata; Mammalia; Eulipotyphla; Talpidae
Product: 25-hydroxyvitamin D-1 alpha hydroxylase, mitochondrial
Biological process (GO): glucocorticoid biosynthetic process; cholesterol metabolic process; C21-steroid hormone biosynthetic process
Cellular component (GO): mitochondrial inner membrane
Molecular function (GO): oxidoreductase activity, acting on paired donors, with incorporation or reduction of molecular oxygen; heme binding; monooxygenase activity
Source: RefSeq, a predicted model, not a curated record
CAUGACCCAGACCCUCAAGCUCGCCUCCAGACUGUUCCGUCGAGGCCGCUCUGUCCCAGAGCCGGGCCCCUUGCUGGGCUCCAGAGGCUUCGGCUCAGCACCCCGGAGCUUGGCGGACAUCCCGGGUCCCUCGGUGCCCGGCUUCCUCGCAGAGCUUUUCUGCAAGGGGGGGCUGUCGCGGUUGCACGAGCUGCAGGUGCAGGGCGCCGCGCGCUUCGGGCCGGUGUGGCGGGCCCGCUUUGGGCCGGUGCGCACCGUGUAUCUCGCGGCCCCGACGCUCGUCGAGCAGCUGCUGCGCCAGGAGGGGCCCCUGCCCGAGCGCUGCGGCUUCUCGCCCUGGACGGAGCACCGGCGCCGCCGCCAGCGGGCCUGCGGGCUGCUCACCGCGGAGGGCGAAGAGUGGCAGAAGCUCCGCAGCCUCCUGGCCCCGCUCCUCCUCCGGCCGCGGGCGGCCGCGCGCUACGCGGAGCCCCUGGACGGCGUGGUCCGCGACCUCGUGCGGGGCCUGCGGCGCCAGCGGGGACAGGGCGCCGGGCCGCCCGCCCUCGUGCGGGACGUGGCGGGCUUGUUUUACAAGUUCGGGCUGGAAGGCGUCGCCGCGGUGCUGCUGGGCUCGCGCCUGGGCUGCCUGGACGCCCAAGUGCCCGCGGACACCGAGGCCUUCAUCCGCGCCGUGGGCUCCGUGUUCGUGUCCACGCUCCUGACCAUGGCGAUGCCCAGCUGGCUGCGCCGCCUGGUUCCCGGGCCCUGGGGCCGCCUCUGCCGGGACUGGGACCAGAUGUUCGCCUUCGCCCAGCAGCACGUGGAGCGGCGCGAGGCCGACGCAGCCCUGCGGGCGGGAGGGCGCGAGGAGGACGCGAGCCCCGGGGCGCACUUGACCCACCUCCUGCUCCGCGAGAAGCUGCCGGCCGCGUGCAUCCUGGGGAUCGUCACGGAGCUGCUCCUGGCUGGAGUGGACACGGUGUCCAAUACACUCUCCUGGGCUCUGUAUGAACUCUCCCGGCACCCCGAGGUCCAGACUGCACUCCAUUCUGAGAUCACUGCGGCCCUGGGCCCUGGCUCCUGUGCCCACACACCCGCCAAUGCCCUGUCCCAGCUGCCCCUGCUGAAGGCCGUGGUCAAAGAAGUGCUGAGAAUGUACCCUGUGGUACCUGGAAAUUCUCGUGUCCCAGACAAAGACAUUCGUGUGGGUGACUAUAUUAUCCCCAAAAAUACGCUGGUCACGCUGUGUCACUAUGCCACCUCAAGGGACCCUGCCCAGUUCCCAGAGCCAGAUUCGUUCCGUCCGGCUCGGUGGCUGGGGGAGGACCCAGCCCCACACCCCUUUGCUUCUCUCCCCUUUGGCUUCGGCAAGCGCAGCUGUAUGGGGAGGCGCCUGGCAGAGCUGGAGCUGCAGAUGGCUCUGGCCCAGAUCUUGAUCCACUUUGAGGUGCAGCCCGAGCCAGGCGCUGCCCCAGUCAGACCCAUGACCCGCACGGUCCUUGUUCCUGAGAGGAGCAUCAACCUACAGUUUGUGGACAGAUAGUCCUGUGGAAGGAAGCUGUCAUCGCCACC